UAACCUCGGCGCUGCCAACCACACGAGGAAGUUGCUGGCCGGUCCGCCAACCCCGUGCAGUCGCGGCCAGGGGCGGAUUUCAUGGCCCGCCGCGAGCAAAGAGCCGGAAUCGGCCUGGGCGAACCCCCGCGCGUCCUCUUUAGUGAAGACCACCCGCUUCCCUUCUCUUCUGCUCACCGGCUUUUCAGAUGCUCACUGCGCCCCUUGCAGCUGCCGCCCUCUCGCUGCUGCUUGCCUCUAGGAGCCGCCUAAGUCCGGGAGGAGAGAAUGACCGAGGUGCUGUGGCCGACUGUCCCCAAUGGGACGGACACUGCCUUCUUGGCCGGUCAGAGUUCACCCUGGGGGAACAGCACGUGGGGGAACGGCACGGCCGUCUCCACCGCCGCCGCCGCUUCAUUCAAAUGCUCUUUAACCAAGACUGGCUUCCAGUUCUACUACCUGCCCGCUGUCUACAUCUUGGUAUUUAUCAUCGGCUUCCUGGGCAACAGCGUGGCCAUCUGGAUGUUCGUCUUCCACAUGAAGCCGUGGAGCGGCAUCUCGGUGUACAUGUUCAACUUGGCUCUGGCUGACUUUUUGUAUGUGCUCACUCUGCCUGCCCUUAUCUUCUACUACUUCAAUAAGACGGACUGGAUCUUCGGGGAUGUGAUGUGCAAGCUGCAGAGGUUCAUCUUUCACGUAAACCUCUAUGGCAGCAUCUUGUUCUUAACCUGCAUCAGUGCACACCGGUAUAGCGGGGUGGUAUAUCCGCUCAAGUCCCUGGGCAGGCUCAAGAAGAAGAACGCUGUCUAUAUCAGCGUGCUGGUGUGGCUCACCGUGGUGGUGGGAAUCUCCCCCAUCCUCUUCUACUCUGGCACCGGUCUCCGGACAAACAAAACCACAUGCUAUGACACCACCUCGGAUGAGUACCUGAGAAGUUAUUUCAUCUACAGCAUGUGCACGACCGUGGCCAUGUUCUGUGUCCCCUUGGUACUGAUUUUGGGCUGUUACGGAUUAAUUGUGAAAGCUUUGAUUUACAAUGACCUAGACAACUCUCCACUCAGGAGGAAAUCCAUUUACCUGGUGAUUAUUGUACUGACUGUAUUUGCGGUGUCUUACAUCCCUUUCCAUGUGAUGAAAACGAUGAAUUUGAGGGCCCGUCUGGAUAUUCAGACCCCAGAAAUGUGUGAUUUCAAUGACCGGGUGUAUGCCACUUAUCAGGUGACAAGAGGUCUGGCAAGUCUCAACAGCUGUGUUGACCCUAUUCUCUAUUUCUUGGCGGGAGAUACAUUCAGGAGGAGACUCUCCCGAGCGACCAGGAAAGCUUCCAGAAGAAGUGAGGCAAAUUUGCAGUCCAAGAGUGAAGAUAUGACCCUCAAUAUCUUAUCUGAGUUUAAGCAGAAUGGAGAUACAAGCUUGUGAAGGCACAAGA
Chrysochloris asiatica (Cape golden mole) is the source of this 1408-nucleotide messenger RNA. RefSeq names its product P2Y purinoceptor 1-like. Lineage: Eukaryota; Metazoa; Chordata; Mammalia; Afrosoricida; Chrysochloridae. Bases 268 to 1398 code for a protein of 376 amino acids. Gene Ontology annotation, molecular function: G protein-coupled ADP receptor activity; G protein-coupled ATP receptor activity; ATP binding. The transcript has a single exon. The record is from RefSeq and is a predicted model, not a curated record. Gene Ontology annotation, biological process: platelet activation; phospholipase C-activating G protein-coupled receptor signaling pathway; relaxation of muscle. Gene Ontology annotation, cellular component: plasma membrane.